Messenger RNA from Cygnus atratus (black swan), 783 nucleotides. It is a transcript of the gene CCDC122, whose product is annotated as coiled-coil domain containing 122. The transcript is spliced from 4 exons. The coding region runs from base 1 to 783 and encodes 260 amino acids. The record is from RefSeq and is a predicted model, not a curated record. NCBI's taxonomy places the organism in Eukaryota, Metazoa, Chordata, Aves, Anseriformes, Anatidae.
AUGGCCAAGCAGAAUUAUCAAUCACUAACUGAAGUGGUAAAACAAGUUGCAGAGCAGCAGCAUUUACAGUCAUCAGAAAUAGAAAAAAACAAAGCAGUUCUUUUCCAAUUACAGGCUAAGUUUCAGGAACUAGAAAAAGAAAUGAAUUCUAUCCUGUUAGAAACAAAAACAACAGAAAGGGAAAUAUAUCUGCAAGACGAUGCCAUAGAAGUGACAAAGUAUCACUGCGAAAACCUGGAGGCCCAAGUCAGAGCCCUAUAUUCUGAAAAUAUGAAGCUGCGGUUUGAUGCAGAAACAAUACACGAAGAGUAUGAGAUGACAUUUGCAAGAAAUAGCGAAUAUCGGGAAAAAAUAAAGGCUCAUAAAAAUCUCUUUUGGGAGAUGGAAAGUAAAAUGCCAGUUAUGAUUGAGCUUGCUAAAAAGAAAGCCAUCGUUACAGAGCUGAGGACAAAGAAAGAGCAGUUAAUGCGUGAUCUCAAGAAUCCAGAAGGCUCUGUUAUAAAACAAGUGCAGGAAGAAAUUACACUUUUAAAAAAGGAGAUCACAUCAGUGAAAGAGUUCAUCAAUAAAAAAACAGAUUUGCUGGAAGAAGAAAAAAAAAUGCAUGCUAAGCUUAGAAAAGAAAUUGAGGUACAGAAUAAAAGAUACGAUGCUAUUCUAAAGCGUUUGCAUUGCCAACUGAACAAACUCCAUUCAAAUAAAAGACAAUGGCAUUGGAACAUUCAGCAGAUGGAGAAAAAGGCAGCAGAACUAAGAAAGUGUCUCAGAGUAGUGGAGUUGUAG